Messenger RNA from Dibothriocephalus latus, 249 nucleotides. Lineage: Eukaryota; Metazoa; Platyhelminthes; Cestoda; Diphyllobothriidea; Diphyllobothriidae. The record is from the annotation of a GenBank genome assembly.
AUGACUCGUGAUGAGGUGAGGGCAUACGCAAAUCUCAGUACAUCCGGCGGUCUAGAAGGCUUACGUUCCCAACUGUUGGCUACCACCUCACAGCCCACGUCCGAGUUGUCCUCUAAACUGACGCAACACACCUCGGAAUUGGUGUUUAUCCUCGGGCAACAUGCAUCAUCUGCCAAGGGUGCGGAAUCCGACGAGAGCUCCAGCAGUAGUUCGGACUCGGAUAGUAGCGAUUCAGAUUCCGAUCAGUAA